AUGGCUUCUGAAAAGCUAUUACUCUUUUACGGUAAGAAGAAAAAUGCCCGGAAGACGGAAGACGGAAGACGGAAGACGGAAGACGGAAGACGGAAGACGGAAGACGGAAGACGGAAGGCGGAAGACGGAAGACGGAAGACGGAAGACGGAAGACGGAAGACGGAAGACGGAAGACGGAAGACGGAAGACGGAAGACUGAAGACUGAAGACGGAAGACGGAAGACGGAAGACGGAAGACGGAAGACGGAAGACGGAAGACGGAAGACUGAAGACUGA
Molecule: messenger RNA, 276 nt
Organism: Caenorhabditis sp. 36 PRJEB53466
Lineage: Eukaryota; Metazoa; Nematoda; Chromadorea; Rhabditida; Rhabditidae
Source: the annotation of a GenBank genome assembly